GGAUCUAUUUUUUGUCUCCUACAAGCCAGUGUACAAAUGGUGUUUCUUUCAAUUAAGAAUGAGACGAGAAUAAAAAAAAUUCUAUUCAAAUGUGAUUUUAAUCACUUUUGCCAAGCAUAAAAGGCUCAUCAUUAAACCAGCUUAAGCAAUGCACACCAGUGUAUUAUAUAUUCUACUACAUACAAAUAUUAUUUGAGAUAUAUUUUUUAGCUCCGUAUGUCCAGGAAUGCUGAUGAAUAAAAGGCUUCGUGGGAGUGUCUUGUGGCAGACGAAAGAUAUGAAGGAAAUGGCAUUUUUUGUACAUCUCUGAUCCGAAAUCGAUCUUUCAUCUUAGCCGAUAACUAUCAAUCAGAAACCACAAGGGUGUUUGACUGGCUGCAGCAACUGGUGAUCAUCCCACUAUUUACCACCUUCUUUUCCUUAUGAAAAAGCAUGAACUGAGCACGCGCCACUAAAGAAUGUCUUGCGUGCGAGUAUCCGCCACCACCCGAUUUCUUGAUGAACAGUCGUGUGAUAAAAUUGUGCAAUGCAGUUUGAAGGAGGCAGCACGUGCAUGAAAUCAACCGACGCUGAAAUAGACUUGAAGCUUCUGUCGGGAGACCGUGUUUUCAAAUAAGAAGCCCGAGAAAGUGCUUAUUCGUAUAUAGCAAAAAGCUUUCCAGAGGAGGUGAAACGUUUCAGGAUGAACGUGGUCCGGUUUGGCCCUAGUAAUCCUAGUAAUGUUACCUCUACCAACCAUAUAGGCUCUUGUCAUCCAGCUCAGACAACAGAGGCAACAGCUCUCUUCAUCAUCGCUAUGCUAGGCGUUGGAGCAAACGUCUUUUUAAUGAUGCUCAUUGUAUUAAAACGCCCUCUAAGAAGGUGGUCCCAAGGACUGUUGUUCCACCAGGGUCUAGUAGACUGUGCUCGAGCUAGUCUCCUUGUUCCGCUGGCUGUUAGCGUUAUGAUGUGCCAAAGCUUAUCCAAGUGCUCCAUAUUGGAGACGGCGUUUUUACUGCUAGUCACUGUGUCCACAGUCAACUUGCUGACGUCUGUCAUCAACGAUGCUCCUCUGGUCCUUGAUCCAGACCAGCCUCCCCUUGAGACCAGGCAGACCAAUGCUGAGUCAACGGAGUUCCCCCUUGAUAGUCGUCAGUGUAUUGCUUUCGGGUUCUUCAUCAUUUGGUUUGCCAGCAUCACGAUUAAUCUCGGUCCCACUUUUCUCAGUGGUGCUCUUUCAGGGGCUCGAGAAACAGGACAGGGUGAGUUGUGCCCUAUGGUGUAUGGACCUGUGCGUCAUUACGUCUUGAACGUCUUAUGGGUGUCUGUUAACAUGCUCUGUGUCCUACUAACCGCUGUCCACCUGCGAAAAUUACAUCGUGAUUUAACCAAAUCCAAUUUAGAGGCCAUCAGAGUUGCCAGUUUGGUCACUACUAUGAUAUCAGUGCGCUCUGAGCGCGAGACGGGAGAGCACGAACACAUACAUAACUACAUACACAGAUUGGAACGUGAAGGACUCAACCGAGUGAAAAUGUUUGUUGUCCUCCUCGUGGCUUACGUCAUCUUCUGGGGUCCUCUCUUCGCCAUCACGCUUGCCCAACCUGGACUAGACACAGCCUCUCUUACCUAUCAGGUCAGUUUACACGUAGCCUUCGUACACGCCUUCGUCAACCCAACAUUACUUCUCAUGUUGAAUAGAGAUCUUCGGCAGGCGGCUUCAGACCUGUUGUGUUGCCGUUGUUGUCUGUCCUACGAAGUCAGCGUUCCUCCGUAUCAGGCAACUCAUUCCUUUCGUCUAAACCACGGGUACAUGGAAACGACAUUAUGACUGUGAAGUGAAUAGAAAGUUCGUGUGGUAAGCAGCUCUGAAUCAAGGUUUCAACAAACAGCUUCUCUGCUUCAUUCCUGUUUUGUUCCUUCGAUUUAAACUCAGUGUAACAUAACGAUCACCACUAUAGUUGGUCAACAUUACAAGCUUAAGGAAUGAGAGCAUACUUUAUGGAUAAACAGAAAUGAAAUUUGAUUUUAUAUUGUUUUUCACCUUUGAGAUAUUCUCGUUUAGUGUUCGUCGCAGUGUUAGCUGAACGCUUUUACGUGGAUUUUAAACGAAACAAAGGAAGAACCGACAAAAUAGCUAGUAACCCAUUUAUCAUGUGCAUUUUCCUUCAGCCUUCUUAUUCAAUCGCCUAAACUUCCGAUUAUAUCCACAGGUGGACAGCCAACAGCAGUUUAUACUGCGAGAGAGGUCAGUCUAAUAUGUAUACUUGACGGUACCUUAAAUAUGUGCAUGCGACAAAUCUUACAAUAUAGCGAAAUAUUUCCUCUACUACCUUACUUUCAUCUCUCUCAUCAGGCCUUUGUAUGCAAGUAUGCAUCUGAAAGAUUAAACAUAUAAAAUAAAUCAUAAUAUCAUUAGUCAUUUAAAUAUACUUAACUUAGUUAAAAUACCGUUAAAAUAACUGUAUCUCAAAGAACCUAAUACAUUUUUAAACAACUCCAGAUUUUUUAUUGUAUUUACAUGGAAGAUACGGGACUUGAACACUGUAAACACUAUCGUACCUUCAUGCUAAUAAUUAAAGCACGCUGCAAUUACGAGUAAUUUAAUUUAUAAUGUUUUAGAUAAGAGAAUGUAAGCACACUAUUAUACGAUAAUUUCAGCCGUUCCCUUCAUUCAUUUGUAUGCAAAUUAGGAACCUAAUGAUUCCUCAUGUGAUCUAAAAUGCAAAUGAUUGGUCAGUCUAAGCUGGCAAUUAAACGAACAUUUGGUGGGGAUAACUUUAGAUCUUUACAAUUCAAGAUAGUUCGCUUCGGUGUGUGUGGUCAAGAUAAACAACAAUGGCAACCUUGUAACAAUGUAGUCAUUGCAACAAUCCAAUCAAAAUGUUGGUAAGGUUCUAAGAGGUUCUAGACCGCUCUUAUAAAAAAAGCUACUUCCAUGACAUCUUUAGUAUUUGGAGUCACUUUAAAGCAUACAAAGCCUCUCUCUCAAGAGAACUCCAUACAAGCUCGGUGGGAUUGGGGCCUUAUCCAUCCGAUUAAUCCUUUCUUUUUCGAGAAAUGUAUCCAUCAGUUUAGCACGGUGGGGGCAGGUAUUAUAACCCUUUUGGCUGAACUCAGGACCAAUAGCACCUGCAUAUAAAUGCAUGAAACGUCGAAGAAUGGGGCCCUAUAACGUGUAGCAUUAAAGGCAUAUUUUCCCGAAAUGUAAAUGUCGAUAUGUCACCCAAUACUUAUUCUUCCAUACAUCAUACUUCCUUUAUUUCCAUACGAAUCACAUUCUAAUAUAUGAUGAUGGUGAUUGAAUCUUGUCCCAGAUUCUCUCCAGAUGAGUUUGCACCUCCUGUUACAGGGUGAAGCGCGACCCACCUUUGUCUGUAAAAAAAAAAAAAACAAUACAAAAAA
Messenger RNA from Limulus polyphemus (Atlantic horseshoe crab), 3381 nucleotides. Its product is annotated as protein TFG-like. The transcript is spliced from 6 exons. The coding region runs from base 683 to 1807 and encodes 374 amino acids. Lineage: Eukaryota; Metazoa; Arthropoda; Merostomata; Xiphosura; Limulidae. The record is from RefSeq and is a predicted model, not a curated record. Gene Ontology annotation, cellular component: photoreceptor outer segment; endoplasmic reticulum exit site; membrane. Gene Ontology annotation, molecular function: G protein-coupled receptor activity; identical protein binding. Gene Ontology annotation, biological process: endoplasmic reticulum to Golgi vesicle-mediated transport; COPII vesicle coat assembly; G protein-coupled receptor signaling pathway.